This is a messenger RNA of Antechinus flavipes (yellow-footed antechinus), 3811 nucleotides long. RefSeq names its product zinc finger protein 397-like. The transcript has 3 exons. NCBI's taxonomy places the organism in Eukaryota, Metazoa, Chordata, Mammalia, Dasyuromorphia, Dasyuridae. The coding region runs from base 1485 to 2312 and encodes 275 amino acids. The record is from RefSeq and is a predicted model, not a curated record.
UUGAGUUCUGGUGGCUAACCUUCUCAUGAAGAACUUUUUUAGAUUUAGCUAAAUUGGUCAUUCUAUGGCAGACAUGCAAUGCAGACAUUGUUAAGCCUAUUCUGAACCCUUAUCAGCUUGGUAUGAGUGGCCAUAAUUUAAACUCUACUGGAAUAUCCUCUGAGAACCCAGGGUCCCUUCCAACCUCUGAUCAACUACUAGAGUGAACAUUUGGUAUAGCUAAAGUGACAUACAUAGUACAGUUAUUGCCAUUAUGGGGUGGAGGCCCAUGUUAAAUAACUUGCCCCAAAUCAUAUGGCCAGUAAGUAGAAGCAAGACUCAAACCUGACUCCGCCUGGUGCUCUCUUUCCCACGACAGCCUGUUGCCUCUUUAGUUCAACAGGAAAUUAGAAGUAGUCAUGUUUUUCUACUGUACUGUUAACUGAAUUUCAGAUAUUGGCUAUUCCUUCCAAAGAAUUGUGUACAGCAGAUUCUAUAAUAAUUCAUUACAAUUUUCAAACACAUUAACUCACUUGUUCCUUCAUAAAGAAUAUAUUUCUGUCUUCAAAUUGGCCACUUUUAAAGUGGUCAAGUUGAUAAGGAGAAGAGGGAUUGUUUACAGUAACACAGUGAAUGGCAUUUCCCCAUGUAGGAGCCUCAGUUCUCAGUGCUUUCUAGGCUCUGGAGCAUUGGGGGAAAGGGAAAGGGGAUCUUUCUGCUGGGCUCUUCAGUGCUGCUUCCUCGUGGGCUCAGUAACUGGGAGGUGCUCAGAAUGAGUUUCAAUUUCAUAUCAUCCAUGCAGCUCUUUCCACCACACGGACAAACAUGUUUACAGGGAACCUUUUACACCCUCAGAUUCCUUCUUUGUCCUUUCUCUCUGAGGCUGUCACUGUGGUGUAGGGAAGAGUACUGGAUUUGGUGCCAAACUAGCUGAGUUCAGAUCCUAGCUCUGCCACAGAUUAGGGUUUCACCCUCUCUGAGCCAGAAUGUCCUCUUCUGUGAAAGGUCCUUUUUGACUCAGAAUGGACUUGGGGUCCAUUGAACUUUGUUCUGCCCUUUCCUUUCUCCCCCAGCCUUUCCUCAUACGGCGUCCCAGCGGGAACAUGUUGUUUCAGGGUUUGCUGAACUUCGAGGAUGUGGCAGUGUCCUUCAGUCAGGAGGAGUGGGGGCACCUGAGCCCUGCCCAGAGGAGCCUGUACAGGGAUGUGAUGCUGGAGAAUUUUGGGAACAUGCUCUUGUUGGGACUCCCCAUCUCCAAACCUGACCUGAUCUGCAUGCUGGAGUGAGGGGAAGAGCCCUGGGCCCCGGAUCCUCAAGUGACCGAAGACGGAGACGUCCAGAGAGAUUCUGAAGCCGGGACUGAGAACAAGAAGUUGAUCUUAAAACAGGAAAUUUCUGAUGAAGUUAACUCAAAGGGAGAAAUAUUAGAAAUACUCUUAGGUGAGGUUCCUCAGGAUCUACUGCUUGAAGAAUCCUGUGUACUUGAGGACCGUUUAGAAAGGCGAAUGGAAAAUCUGGUAGGAGAGAGAGAGGCCCCUUUUCUGUCACAGCCAAGAAUUACAGAACAAAUGACAUUUACCUACCAGGAAACUCCAAGAGAAGAUAGUGACUGUGUAGUGACAUAUCACAGCCCUCCUAGAGGAGAGAGACCUUACAAAUGUGGCACAUGUGGCCAAGGCUUCAAACGCAGCUCUGAUCUCAUUAAACACGAGAAGAUGCAUAGUGGGGAAAAGCCUUAUGAAUGUAGUGAAUGUGGGAAAGCCUUUAGUUGGAGCUCAGCCCUUAUUCAGCACCAGAGAACUCACACUGGGGAGAAACCUUAUGAGUGUAAGGAAUGUGGGAAAGCCUUUGGGUGGAGCUCAGAGCUUAUUCGACACCAGAGAAUCCAUACUGGAGAGCGGCCCUAUGAGUGUGGUGAGUGUGGGAAAGCCUUUGUCAGGAGCUCGGCCCUCAUUCAGCACCAGCGGAUACACACUGGGGAGAAGCCCUACGAGUGUAACGUUUGUGGGAAAACCUUCCGUCACAGGCCCACACUCGUUUACCAUCAGGGAAUUCAUACUGGGGAAAAGCCCUAUGGGUGCAGUAUGUGUGGGAAAGCCUUUACGCAGAGCACUACCCUUAUUGAGCAUAGAAGAAUUCACACUGGAGAGAAGCCGUAUGAAUGUAAUGAGUGUGGAAAAGCUUUCAGUAGGAACUCAGCUCUUAUUCAGCACCAGCUAAUUCAUACUGGAGAAAAACCUCAUAAGUGUAAUGACUGUGGCAAAGCUUUCCGUCACAGGUCAGCUCUUAUUUAUCAUCAGAAUUCAUACUGGCGGGGAACUCUUUGGAUGUAAUGGAAAUUUGAAAGCCGUCAGCUUAUUUCUUGUACAUUAUCACCACUUAUCUCAUAUUUAACCGUGGAAAAUUCACACUACGGGGAAAUCCAACGGAUGGCUGCAUGUAGGAAUGCUUUUCAACACAGGUCAAUGACUGUCAUUGAAAUUCAGCAUUUAAAUUAGAUGUUUCCAUCACAGUGAAGGGAUUUGGGGAUUAGAGUAUGUGCUAAACAUACUUUAGUUUUCCAAUAAGCAGUGCCUCUGUUAGGUUAGCUACUAGGCUCAGUAAUUCUUUUUCCCUGUUUUUCCUUGGUCUCAGCUGCUAAGUAGUUAAAGGGUUAUGGUGUUAACAACCUCAUUCACUCUUUUUAAAAAUGUUUGCUAGGAACAACUCUUUUAACCAUUCGCCAAGUUUAUCUGGCCUGAUGCAUUUCAUAUCCCUUCCAGAGUGAUGAGAGCUUGUACAGAAUAUAAUUCUCUUACUGUUUUUUUUUUGUUUUUCAACAAAAACAAACACAGUUUAAACAAAAUUAAACCAUCAGAUGCCCUAAAUAUAUUAGAAAAAUAAAACAGAUGUUGUCUUCUUAUUAGUUAAUAAGGGAGAUCUUUACUAAAAGUACAGCUCUUGACCAACAUCUGAAAAGUCAUGCCACACAAACAUGUGAAUGGAAUUAAUUUGUGAGCUUUGUAGAUCUAAGAAUUCACAUUGAAUCAGCACCAUUAACAAUUGCAAACGAACAAGCAGGGUAAGCAAGUGCCAUGGAGCACCAAAUUCAGUAUCAUAUACAAAUAAACUAUUGAUUAAUGUUUGUUGAUUGAUUGAAAAAUAAAAUUAUUUGAUAACUUUUUAUCUUAUAGUCGCAGAACAAUGGCCAAGGGAAAGCAUUAGAAAUUAGGAUUCAUCUUCACCAAAUUUUUUUCCAUUGUGAAAAUAAAGUAGAAUAAUUUGACUUUACAGUUUCCACUCAGAGGGCUUUGAAUCCUGGCAGUUUCUUACAAUCUGAAUGAGACUGAUGCCUGGAAUAAGUAUUUAAUACUUAAUAUCUGUUUGAGGCAUAAGAUAAUGAACUCUUGAUAAGUAAUCAAGACCAAGUGCAAGUGGCCUCCAGACAAUGGGACUCCCAGACAUGGGAAGGUUAGGACUGGAGGUACAGAUUUCAGAGCCAUUCACAAAUGAAAUUCCAAAAUUUUGUGCUGCCAUUUAACUGCAGAAUCUGGCUAUCUCCAAGAGAGAUAGCAUUCCUGUGGGGAGCAUACACAUUCAAUACAGUGAUGUUCUUAAGACUUAGGGAGUCUUAAGAUUCUGCAGAUGAAUAGAAUAUUCUUAUUUUUUGGUGUCAAGCACUUAUUUUUAAACUCCAGAAAUAAAGACAUUUGGAUUUAAUUGAAGUAGGUUAAAACCACAGUAAUAAAAUGUUAGACCAGCUGGAGGAGGGAAUAAGAGACAAUAAAACCUAUCACUGUCACUGUUUGAUUUAUUAUUACCAAUAAAAUGUCUUGUGAUAUGUGUGAUGUGA